AGUUCUCCGAUCUGCGGAGUGUGGAGGUGCGCUAUCGGUGCUGCACGGGGGGUAGGGGGAGCGCCGCCAUUUUGGGGUUCAGCCGCCGCCAGCGCUUCUCUCCCACGGUAGGACCGUUGUGGCAGCACUAUGUCGUCUCCCGCCUCCACGCCCAGCCGCCGGCGCGGCAAGCGAGGGCGAGGCAGCAACCCGCCGACCCCGCAAGACGCCCGCUCCCCUCCCUCGCAGAGGCGCCGCCCGGACGACUCCGCUUCCACCGGAGAGCUGCAACCGCUGCCCACCUCCCCGCCCGCCGAGCAGAGCCCCCGAGCGCCCGACGCCCUCUUCUCCAGUCCACCGCAGUUCCGCCAUUCGGCUAUUCCUCUGGAUUUCGAUAUCAGCUCACCACUGACCUAUGGCACACCUAGCUCCCGGGUGGAAGGCACCCCGCGCAGUGGUGUGCGGGGGACGCCCGUCAGGCAGCGACCCGACCUCGGCUCUGCCCGCAAGGCCAGACAGGUCGACCUACACUCAGAUGGGCAAGCUGAGGAUCUAGCUGAGCAGUCCCUUGGACAAAGGCUUGUUAUCUGGGGAACAGAUGUUAAUGUAGCCUCCUGCAAAGAAAAGUUCCAGAAAUUUCUUCAGCGUUUCAUUGAUCCAUUGGCAAAAGAGGAUGAAGACAUUGGCUUGGAUCUCAACCAGCCACGCUAUAUGCAACGACUUGAAGAGAUUAAUAUGGUUGGGGAACCAUUUCUGAAUGUAAAUUGUGACCAUCUAAGAGCAUUUGAUGAAAAUCUUUACAGACAGCUCAUCUGCUAUCCUCAGGAAGUUAUCCCAACGUUUGACAUGGCUGCCAACGAGAUCUUUUUUGAUCGCUAUCCUGAUUCCAUAUUAGAACAUCAAAUUCAAGUACGGCCGUACAAUGCACUGAAGACUAGGAAUAUGAGAAGCCUAAACCCUGAAGACAUCGAUCAACUUAUCACCAUCAGUGGUAUGGUGAUCAGGAGUUCCCAGCUAAUUCCUGAGAUGCAAGAAGCAUUCUUUAAGUGCCAGGUGUGCGCAUUCACCGCAAGAGUAGAAAUUGACCGCGGCAGGAUUGCUGAACCAUCAGUGUGCAAGAACUGUAACACAACGCACAGUAUGGCUCUGAUUCACAACAGAUCCAUGUUUUCUGACAAACAGAUGAUCAAACUGCAGGAAUCCCCUGAAGAUAUGCCAGCCGGACAGACACCUCAUACAGUUGCACUGUUUGCUCACAAUGAUCUCGUUGAUAAAGUUCAACCAGGCGAUAGAAUUAAUGUCACAGGUAUCUACAGGGCAGUCCCAAUUCGAGUUAAUCCCAGGGUCAGCGUUGUAAAAUCUGUCUAUAAAACCCACAUUGACGUCAUACAUUAUCGCAAGACUGAUUCAAAACGCCUGCAUGGUGUUGAUGAGGAAACGGAGCAAAAAAUGUUUACAGAGGAACGUGUGGCACUUCUAAAAGAGUUAUCUACCAAAGCAGACAUAUAUGAGAGACUUUCUUCAGCACUGGCCCCAAGUAUCUAUGAGCAUGAAGAUAUUAAAAAGGGUAUUCUACUUCAGCUUUUUGGAGGAUCAAGAAAGGAUUUCACUCACACAGGAAGAGGCAACUUCCGUGCAGAGAUCAACAUUCUUCUCUGCGGUGAUCCUGGCACUAGUAAAUCCCAGCUGCUCCAGUAUGUGUACAACCUGGUUCCUCGAGGCCAGUAUACCUCUGGGAAAGGCUCAAGUGCAGUUGGUCUUACUGCAUAUGUGAUGAAGGAUCCAGAAACUCGGCAGCUGGUUCUUCAGACGGGCGCUUUAGUACUCAGUGAUAAUGGAAUCUGCUGCAUUGAUGAGUUUGAUAAAAUGAAUGAAAGCACAAGAUCAGUACUUCAUGAAGUAAUGGAACAACAGACUCUCUCCAUUGCAAAGGCUGGAAUCAUUUGUCAACUGAAUGCUCGUACAUCUAUUCUAGCAGCAGCUAACCCUGUAGAAUCACAAUGGAAUCCAAAAAAGACUACUAUAGAAAACAUCCAGCUUCCUCACACGCUGUUAUCGAGAUUUGACUUGAUCUUUUUAAUGUUGGACCCACGUGAUGAAGCCUAUGACAGACGCCUUGCUCGCCACUUAGUUUCACUGUACUACCAAAGUGAAGAAAGGCUGGAGGAGGAGUACAUGGACAUGGCAGUACUGAGGGAUUACAUUGCCUUUGCUCGUGGUUAUAUAAAUCCCAGGUUAAGUGAGGAAGCAAGCCAAGCCCUUAUUGAGGCAUACGUGGACAUGAGGAAGAUUGGAAGUGGCAGGGGAAUGGUUUCUGCAUAUCCUCGACAACUUGAGUCUCUGAUCCGACUGGCAGAAGCCCAUGCUAAAGUACGCUUCUCUGAGAAAGUUGAAACCAUUGAUGUAGAAGAAGCAAAACGCCUCCAUCGGGAAGCUCUAAAGCAGUCUGCUACUGACCCAAGGACUGGCAUUGUGGACAUAUCCAUCCUCACUACAGGAAUGAGCGCAACUGCACGUAAGCGGAAAGAGGAGUUGGCUCAAGCCUUGAAGAAGCUUAUCCAGUCAAAGGGUAAAACACCAGCUUUGAAGUAUCAGCAGCUUUUUGAAGAUCUCCGAGCACAGUCUGACACAGCUGUCACUAAAGAGAUGUUUGAGGAAGCACUUCGUGCCUUGGCUGAUGAUGACUUCUUGACUGUGACUGGAAAAACUGUUAGAUUGCUGUAAGUUAGUCCUUCCUUGCCAGCCAGCUGUGGCUUUUACUUCGUCUUCUGUACAAUGCUGCCAGCUUGGAAGAUCUUCCAAGUUUUGGGAAUAUCAUUUGCUGUAAGUGCCACUUAAUAUCUUGUGCUGAUAGAGUAGUAACCAUUGUGAAGGUCUAAAAUGCUUUAAUUGAGUAAUGCUAUUUACAUUUGAGAAAAUGUAAUUACUAGUGUUUUAUUGCUAUGUUUUUAUGUUUUGUAGAACAUGCUAAUAUCACUGUAUGCAUUUCCAAUGGAAUUGUAAAAAUUCAUCAUAAAUUACUGAUAAAUGCAGUUGGACUUUGCUGUUAUCUGUAAUAAAGUUAUUUGAUUUAAAAGUCUACAUGCAUAUCUUGUGAUAAACCGUUUUCAAUCUAGAAUUUCUGAUUGCUGCUAGAAAGCUUUGAGAGCAUGAAAGCUAGUGGGUUUGUUGUUUUUUUUUUUUAAAUCUAACUUAUGUACUUUUGUGUUAGUAUCCACAAGAUUAAAAGAAAAAGAUAGGUAUCUUCUACUUGAAAGUGAAGUUUCUUAAUGUAAUCUUAAUUAUGACUGGCUAAAUUAAGAUAGCACAAGGCAUUACAAUAAGGGAUAGGUAAGUCCUGAAAGAACAAGGUUACAGUAUUGCGUGGCUGAAGAUCUUCUGUUUUGGCUGGGUAGAUAUAUAUGCCUUCAACCACUGCAUGUGAAUCACUGCUACAGUUUAAACAGCUGAACUAACAGGAGAGUUGUCUAAUUCACUUCAGUGCAGACAACACUGUGCUCAUCUCAACUGCUUGCUUAACAAUUUCAGGCAAAAAGGGUGUCACAAUCAGUGUUCUGAAGUCAAGACCCCCAUAUUUAUAGCAGUUUCCUGGACAUCAUAAGGCCAUGACCCUCCAACCCUAAGAAUGUCCCAGGACAAUGAAAACAUGGCUGUGCUGGGUGAGGGGAGGCUAGGGCCUGAGAGUUGCCCUCCUUGUCACCUGUGAGAGUCUGUGGGGUGCCAUUUUAAGGCCAUUUCUCUGUAAUGCUUUCACUGUUGAUUCCAAUAAAGAUCUGGAAAUUAUAUUAAGUAAAUGCAUGGACAAUGCUUAGCUGAAAGGAAGGAAGGAAUUCAGUUUUACUAUGAUACUUGGCACUAGUGAGGCCUCACCUCGAGUACAGUGUUCAGUUUUGGACAUCUCAGUACAGAAGGGACAUAGAGGUGCUGGAGGAGGUCCAAAGAAGGGCAACAAGGCUUGUGAAGGACUUGGAGAAUACGCCCUGUAAGGACUGACUGAAGGAACUGGGGAUAUUUAGUAUGGGGAAGAGGAGGCUGAGGGCAGACCUUAUUGCUCUCUUCAAACACCUGAAAGUUGACAGCAGCAAGAGCGGGUGACAGGAUGAGGUGUCAAGUUGCACCAGGGUAAGUUUAAGUUAGAUAUCAGGAAAAACUUAACACCUAGAGAGGGUUGUUAAGCACUGGAAUAGGCUCCUAGGGAGGUGGUUCAGUCACCAUCCCUGGAUGUGUUUAAAAACCAUUUGGACGUGGUGCUCAGGGACACAAUUUGGCAGGGGUUGUUAGAAUUUGGGUAGUAUGGUUGGGCUGUGGUUGGACUUGAUCUUUAAGGUCUUUUCCAACCUGAACAAUUCUAUGAUUAAAACAAAACUAAUGUUUUACCGAAAUAGUGCCAUCUUUUUAGUAGCUUCUAAUUCUUAAUGCUUAGCAAAACACUGGAGAAUGCGGGCAUCGAUCCCGCUACCUCUCGCAUGCUAAGCGAGCGCUCUACCAUUUGAGCUAAUUCCCCCCUUUUCACCAUUAAUAGAGAUGAUAAAGCUCCCAGGUUCAGACUAUAUAAUCUGCAGAUUUUAAGUGGAUGUAUUUUUCAUCAUUUUUCAUUUUCUCUUGCACUUGUCUCUCUUCAUAAAUGAAAACACAUUCAACUUCAAUUUUUAAAACCGUGUAAUAUUUCAUUUUUCAUUUCUUAUCAGUUCAUUUGGAAAUAAGAUGAAAUAAAUGUGUUUUCCAGGUGUAAAAAAUAUUUUUUAGAAGUUUAUUACUUGGAAUUCUUAGGACGUAUUAGUUCUGACAUUUGAUUCUUCCUUUCUCUUCUCCUUGCGAUGCGUCAGUCUCUACUUAUAUAUAUUUUCUAUAAAUAU
Molecule: messenger RNA, 4835 nt
Organism: Lagopus muta (rock ptarmigan)
Lineage: Eukaryota; Metazoa; Chordata; Aves; Galliformes; Phasianidae
Gene: MCM4
Product: minichromosome maintenance complex component 4
Exons: 16
Coding region: 130-2703 (857 amino acids)
Biological process (GO): double-strand break repair via break-induced replication; DNA replication; DNA strand elongation involved in DNA replication
Cellular component (GO): MCM complex; nucleus
Molecular function (GO): single-stranded DNA helicase activity; single-stranded DNA binding; ATP hydrolysis activity
Source: RefSeq, a predicted model, not a curated record